This is a messenger RNA of Pieris brassicae (large cabbage white), 1895 nucleotides long. It is a transcript of the gene Snup, whose product is annotated as snurportin-1. The record is from RefSeq and is a predicted model, not a curated record. Bases 122 to 1165 code for a protein of 347 amino acids. NCBI's taxonomy places the organism in Eukaryota, Metazoa, Arthropoda, Insecta, Lepidoptera, Pieridae. Gene Ontology annotation, cellular component: cytoplasm; nucleus. Gene Ontology annotation, molecular function: protein binding. Gene Ontology annotation, biological process: snRNA import into nucleus. The transcript is spliced from 8 exons.
UUCGUGCUUCGGCAUACCGCUUCUCUAACUUUUAAAUGGACAAUACAUUCAGAUUUAUAUUUAAAAUUUAAAUAAUUAAUUAAUCAAGUACGGUUAAUUCAUCUAUUAUCGUGAAUCUAUAAUGGAGGGAGAUAUUGAAGUAAUAGAAAAAGCCAUUCAAAAUCUUGAAGCUAUUGGGGAAAAGGAUGAAGAUUUGUCACAUCAAGACCUGUAUAAAAAUUGGGGAAAAUAUGGAUCUCAAGAGGAACGACGCAAAGAACUCUUAGAAACCCAAAAAAGCAACAGACAGAAUAAAGUUGAUAAAUUAAGAGGACUUAUUAACGUUGUGGAACAAGAAAAAAUAUUUAAACCAAAUAAUAAAGUGUCUUACAGACCAAAUAUUUAUGUAGCUGGAUUUCAUAAAACACCUCAAACAUAUAGUAAUGUUUUAAUGCUAUCUGAAUGGCUGAUCGAGAAACCCUCAGACUUUGAAACAAAUUGGUAUAUUGCCCCUUGCCCUAAAGCGAUGAGAUUGCUUGUCAUAGCUUUUCAUGGUAACACUAAGUGCUUUACCAAGUAUGGUCAUUUUAAAUUUGAAUGUUGCACGUCGCUGCCGGGUGGUAAUCCCAAAUCAAGUGGAAAUUGUGUGUUGGAUUGCUUUUAUGAUAAAGAAUCAAAUACAAUGUAUGUGUUAGAUUUACUAGCUUGGAAUAAUCAACCUAUGACAGAUGGAGAGACAGAAUUUCGACAAUUUUGGAUGCAAACUCACUUAAAUGAUAUAUCAGCUAUAAAAAAAAUAUCUAAUUUUAACAAAGUCAUCUUCAAAUUAUUACCAAUGAUACCAUGUACAAAGGAAAACUUAAAUAAUUUGUUCUCAAAGUUCCCGCCUUGUGAUGAUCUAGAUUUCCCAGCAUUAGAUGGAUUGUUAUUUUACCACAGACAAGCACAUUAUUUUGCUGGCCAGACACCAUUAGUUGGUUGGCUCUUUCCUUAUAUGAUCAAUGAAGUUCUUGGCCAAGAUAUCACAGUGAGAUCAGAGUAUUUAGCUGGAACACCUGAAGAUUAUACAAACCAAACUGAUUUUAUAUCAACUUUUGAAGAGAAAUUGAAACAGAGAAAUAGAAGGAGUAGAAACAAUAGCUCUAUGGAGACUGAAAAUGUGGAAAGUGAAGAAAACAGAAAGUGACAAGAAAUUGGACAGCAUGGAGUUGGAAAUUACGAGAAUAGAUCCUUUGGAAAACAAGUGAGGCAAAUUACAACUCGGUCAAAUUAAAAUAAUUACUUAUUACGUUAUAUUACGUUUUAACGUAUUUUUAUUGUUUUGACAACAAAAUUUAAUAUCAGAUGUUAAUACUACACGUAAUUUUUAUUAAGUUAUGUGGGCACCAUAUGUGAUAUAACUUCUACGACAUGUAUUUCCUAUCUUAAAGUUCUGGAUAUCAUCCCAAAAUAAUGGUUUUGCUGGGUAUCGAAGACUUCAUGCGACUGAAUUCAUUACAAAUAUAAUGCUCAUGUUUAUCGAUUUGGAAUUCAUCGCUUAUUAUCUGUAUUUUAAAUUGUUUUUUUUAAACGGGCUGGGUCCACUUUAUAUCGCCGUUCACGAUUCGCUCGCUGUCGAAUCUCGGUAUUAUUGAAUGAAAAACAAUAUGUGCAUUCAUUCACCAGUCAGAUUCGUAUCAGUUAAGUUCCGGUCGAAUCCAAAUGAUUUACGAAGAAUAUUACACCAGACCGAGAAUGAACCAUGAACGGCAUUAUCCAUCUUUAAUAUUUUGUGUUUUCCAUCAAACCAAUGAAUAGACAAAAAAACAUUUUUUUUUGUAACGAAAAAUAUUUAGAUAAUAUUGUACAUUUUGUAAUGCAUUUGGAUCUGGUGAAUAAUGUUAUGUUAUUUUACAUUAAAUGGUAAUAUAGGCGUU